Molecule: messenger RNA, 1582 nt
Organism: Polychytrium aggregatum
Lineage: Eukaryota; Fungi; Chytridiomycota; Chytridiomycetes; Polychytriales
Product: TIP41-like family-domain-containing protein
Exons: 6
Coding region: 102-1385 (427 amino acids)
Biological process (GO): TOR signaling
Cellular component (GO): cytosol
Source: RefSeq, a predicted model, not a curated record
CAUGAGAAAUCAGACGGCUUCGCCCGCGGCCUGCGGAGGAGAGAGCCAUCUGCGGAGGAGAGAGCCGUUUGCAGCACGCCGAGCGCCGUCGUCUGAUUCCCAUGCAUGAGUCGCAGCUCGAGCGAGGACGAAUACACAGCGCAGACUCGAAUGUGUCGUCCAGAUUGCCGCGAGACGAGCCAGCGACCGCACAUGGCGUCCUUGAACAUGCCGGCGAUGGUGGAGGGAAGGAUUGUAGGGGCCUCUGGACGAAGCGUUCGCAUCGCAGCACGGCGGCGCGGAUAUCGAGUCUGUGGGCUUUGGAGUUGUCGGGUGCGUUGGCUGGGCAUGUGCGUUCUGGGCCAAGAAAAGCGGCUCCGAGCCAAGGGCAUCCUGUUUCGUCCCGAUCACCUCCAUCAAAGCCGUCCGCGCUGAGACGAGGCCAGACCCCGGCCCUAGAUAUCGCUCUUCUCCCAGUCCCCGACACUCGCUCCAUGCUCAACCGCACCCUCCCGCCUGCCUCGGUCUCGAUCGUCUCGGCUGCUCCGGCAGAGCCCAAGGCCGGCACCACCAUCCACCACAGCCAUCCUGUCCCGCACACCACAUUCUCCUCCGGCGCCGUCAACUCCAUCGCACAUGCUGGCUGGACCAUCACCACAAAGAAGCACCCCAUAUUCAACUCUGCCGAGAUCGACAAUGCCUCAAAGGAGAUCCAGAUGCCGUUUCCAGAAAUGUUCUUUGGAAACAAUGCUAUCGAACUCAAGCACUCGUCGGGUUUCCAGUACUCCAUCAGCGCCCUCGAUGCCCUUCGCAACGUCGCCAGCAUUCCCGAGUCCGAACACAAGUCUGUCCAGGUCGCUCACGCCGAGCACUGGACCAAGAUGAGCCUCGAAGCCAACGAUCAGAUCAAGGAUGUCGUCAAGCCCUACAACUGGAUCUACUUGUCGUCGUACUCGGGCACUCUCUCUUCCUCGCUUGGCGCUAAGUUCGAACCGUCAUUGGUCGGGGUUGACCUCGACCGUCUGCGGCUCCCAGAGCCCAUAUUAUUCUAUGACGAGCUGGUCUUGUAUGAAGACGAACUGCAUGACAAUGGCAUCUCCUGUAUGACGGCCCGGAUUCGAGUCAUGCCCUCGUGCUUCCUGGUGCUGCUGCGAUUCUUCUUGCGAGUCGACAACGUCACGUUCCGCAUCAACGAGACCCGCAUCUAUCACGAAUUCGGAAAGAGCAUUCUCGUCAGGGAAUACACCUCGCGAGCGGCCACGUACUCAGAGGUGACCAAGAAAUUGCCGCGAAGCUAUCCACCUGGCAGUGAGAAUCGGCUGCUGCUGCUGGACCAAAACUGGGUCAGCCAGACGCUUGGCUCCUGUUCACAUGUCGUCUGCGAGGCCAUCGCUGUCUCCGAGUAGUCUGUCCAGGCUGCGGACACUCAGAGCCGCGAUGCAUCCGGCUCCACCAUGAGCGGGCUGCAAACCAGUCUCUCCAUGGCAUCAAUAGAUAUGCUCCCGUUGCCAUGCUUCCUUCCAUCUGCCAUCAGCUCCAUGGUCCGCAGACAGCCAAUCCACAGCCGUCCACGUGACCUUGGUUCAAUUUGGCCUGUCUUGGA